AUGACACAUCAUAUACACGACACCUGGACCCCUCAGUCCUGGUCCAGAAAGCCAGUGGUCGCUCAGGAUGUAGAGUACGAUGACCCAAAAGCUUUAGAAUCGGUCAUUAACACCCUAUCCACCCUACCUGCGCUUGUCAACCCGAUGAAGAUCGAAAUUGCCCGCAAGAGCUUUGCAGCCGCAGCACGAGGCAAGGCAUUUAUAAUCCAAGGGGGUGACUGUGCAGAAAGCUUCGACGACGUACACCCGCAUGCUAUCCAACAGAAGGUCAAACUCCUGCAGGAGCAGUCUCAUCUUCUUGGACAAGGACUUAAUCUGCCCAUCAUAACAGUGGGACGAAUUGCUGGCCAGUACGCAAAGCCCCGGUCGUCUCCGUUGGAGACUUUGGAAGACGGUACUUUAACUCACACUUUUCGCGGGCACAAUAUCAACGGCCCUGGUGUGGAAGAGAGACGCCCUGACCCGUAUCGUCUGCUUCUGGGAGACUUUUAUUCAAGGACGACCUUGGAAAUGAUCAGACAUACUCAAUCUACGCCCUCUACCACGGGUAAAACUUUCGUCCCGGCGCCGAGCUCCUUCCCCUUGACCCCUGAAGAGACAGACGUUACCCCGUUAGAGACACCAACUGGGACUAUCUUCACGUCGCAUGAAGCGCUUCACCUUCCAUACGAAAGUGCUAUGACCCGCGAUCGUUACAACACCUCGGCCAGUUUUAUCUGGAUCGGUGAACGCACACGGCAAUUGGACGGGGGUCAUGUCGAAUACAUCCGUGGCCUGCGUAAUCCUAUUGGGGUCAAGAUUGGGCCAAACACUGGCAGUUCAACACUGAUCGCGCUACUCAAUACCAUCUGUCCUGAGCCGCACCUGUUAGAGAACAUUGGUCGAGUGACGAUCAUCACGCGGCUUGGUGCAGAUAAGGUCACUACUGUUCUUCCCCCUCUCAUCAAAGCCGUUCAGGAAGCCGGCCACACGCCCGUCUGGAUGUGUGAUCCUUGCCACGGGAAUACACAGACUUCGGAGGCAGGUCUGAAGACACGCCAUGUAGGAUGCAUGCUACUAGAAGCUAUCGGGACAUACCAAGCACAUCGAGAGAACCACUCUUUGCUGGGAGGGUUGCACCUCGAACAGACGGGAGAUUUCGUAACUGAGUGCCAAGACGACGAUACUUUAGACACAGAGAGCAAUUUGAGCAGUAAUUACCACACAUUAUGCGACCCACGCCUAUCCCAUGUCCAAGCGUUGAGUCUAGUUCGGCAGUUUGUGGAUUUUGUGCGCAGCUGGGAAAGGAAAGAAAAGCUUGGAUAUUAA
Messenger RNA from Aspergillus oryzae RIB40, 1308 nucleotides. Its product is annotated as class II DAHP synthetase family protein. The record is from RefSeq and is a predicted model, not a curated record. NCBI's taxonomy places the organism in Eukaryota, Fungi, Ascomycota, Eurotiomycetes, Eurotiales, Aspergillaceae. Bases 1 to 1308 code for a protein of 435 amino acids. The transcript has a single exon. Gene Ontology annotation, molecular function: 3-deoxy-7-phosphoheptulonate synthase activity. Gene Ontology annotation, biological process: aromatic amino acid biosynthetic process.